AAUGAUACAGGUAUCACGACAAAUGUCGACACCAGUGAUCGACAUAACCCCAAUGUCAUAACAACACGUUUUUAAGAAGUUCAUUAGUUUCAUGACUUUAUGAUAACUUUUAUUAAUUCGCAAUUUCCUAUAGUAAGAUGUCACGAAUAAUAAUUAAAAAUUUACCAAAAAAUACAAAUGAAGACAAGUUAAGAUCAAUAUUUGGAACAAAAGGCCAAAUAACUGAUGUACAGUUAAAAUACACCAAGGAUGGACAAUUUAGAAGAUUUGGAUUUAUUGGAUACCAAAAUGAAAAUGAUGCAGCUGAAGCUAUUAAAUAUUUUGAUAAUAGCAGAAUCAACACAACCAAAAUAUCAGUACAGGAAUGUGCUACACUUGGUGAUGAGAACAAACCAAAAUCAUGGAGCAAAUAUGCCACAGACAGUUCAGCAUAUCAAAAGAUUCACAAGAAAGACAAGAAACAGGAAGAGAAGAAAGUAAAAGAGCCUAAGACAAAUGAUGACACCACAAAGGAACUUUUAAAGAAAUAUAGAGAUGAUCCAUUAUUUGAUGAAUUUUUACAAGUGCAUUCUGCUACUAAAGCUCAAGAAAUCCUUAAGUCAACACAAGAAAAUGAAGAUUCAGAUUCUGGUCAUGCAGAUUCUGCUGAUGAAAAUGAAGAUGAAGCUGAGGAGGGUGAAGAUCCUGAAAGAAAAAUUGCAAAUAAAAAUAUUUCAGAUGAAGAUUAUUUGAAUUCAUUGAAAUCCAAAACGCCCAGGAAGAAAAUGGAAAAGAAACCUAAAGUAAAAGUUGAUUUGUUCACAUUAAAACUAACAAAUUUACCAUACAGUUGCAAAAAGAAAGACAUAAAAGACUUCUUGAGGCCAAUUGUACCUUUUUCAAUUCGGAUACCACGAAAUAUCAAAGGUAUCGCAUUCAUUGGAUUCAAAGAUGAGAAGAAAUAUGAUAAGGCAUUGCUUAAAAAUAAGAGCAUAAUUAAAGGCAAACAAAUUUUAAUCGUUAAGUAUGAGAAAAAGGAGUCCGCUAAUGAUUCAAGUGUCUUAAAUUCAAAAUGGCUCAGCCAAGAAGAAAAACUCAAGAAUGAAGAAGGUAUCGCCGAAUCCGGACGCAUAUUUCUACGAAACUUAUCAUAUACAACCAAGGAGGAAGAUAUUCAGGAGAUGUUUGGAAAGUUUGGCCCCAUAGCCGAGUUAAAUCUACCAAUUGAUACCACAACAAGGACUAUGAAGGGUUUUGGUGUGGUGACAUUUGUGAUGCCCGAAAAUGCAGUAAAAGCGUACUGCGAAUUGGAUGGGAAAAUCUUGCACGGUCGAAUGUUGCAUUUACUACCUGGUAAACCAAAAGAUGAGAAAGAGGAUGAUGAUGAAGAUUCGACAAAUUUUAAACAGAAAAAAGCUAAGCAACAAAAAGCGCAGGCGUCGAGUGCUCACAAUUGGAAUUCCUUGUUUUUGGGGCAUGAUGCUGUAGCUGAAGUGAUUGCAACUUCAUACAACACAACAAAGGAAGCUGUUUUAGGUCCGCAUGGAUCUGGUAGUGCUGCCGUUCGAUUGGCACUCGGUGAAACGCAAAUUAUUGCCGAAACCAGAAAGUACUUGGAAGCACAUGAUGUUUAUUUGGAUGCUUUUAAUACUGCUAAUGUAAAGCGAUCAAAAACUAUAAUAUUGGUAAAAAAUUUGCCAGCAAAUACUAGACCUAUGGAAAUUAAAGAUAAAUUUGAUGAAUUUGGCGUAAUUGGAAGAUUUAUAUUUCCUCCAAAUGGUAUCACCGCAAUUGUGGAGUUUCUAGAACCGUCAGAAGCUAGGAAAGCAUUUAGUAAGUUAGCUUAUACAAAAUUCAAAAAUUUACCUUUAUAUUUGGAAUGGGCACCUGAGAAUGCAUUGAAAGAAAGCAACUUUAUGCGGAAGGACCAAAUAGAUAAUUCAGCAGCAACAGUUGAAACCGAGAAGGUUACUAAAGAAGUACAACCUCCUAAAGCAGCAGUAAUUGAAGAGAAAGAUGAUGAAGAAGAUGAUGAACCAGAACCGGAUACAACUAUAUUUGUCAAAAAUUUGGACUUCAGAACCACUGAUAAAGAGUUAAGAGAGCAUUUUAAGUUUUGUGGUAAAAUUAAUUAUGCCAAUGUUGCAACAAAGAAGGAUCCCUCUGAUCCAAGCAAAACGUUAUCAAUGGGUUACGGCUUUGUUCGUUUUGUGCACAAAUACAGCGCUGAUGAUGCAAUGAAAACCCUGCAGCAUAGUAAUUUAGGCGGAAAAUCACUGGAAUUAAAACGGUCGGAGAGGACUAUCGCCGGUGAAGUUCAGGUGAAUAAGAAAUCAGCGAAAGCGACAAAGCAAACUGGUACUAAAAUUUUGAUACGAAAUAUUCCAUUUCAAGCAAAUCGAAAUGAAGUUUUGGAGUUGUUCAAGACAUUUGGUGAAAUCAAAGCCCUGCGAUUACCUAAGAAAAUGACUCCGGGCGCUGAUUCGCAUCGUGGUUUUGCGUUUGUUGAUUUUGGCACCAAUAGUGAUGCCAAGAAAGCGUUUGAUGCUCUUUCUCAAAGUACUCACUUGUACGGGAGACGUUUGGUUCUGGAAUGGGCUCAGAAAGAAGAAGGAGUUGCUGAAAUUAGGAAACGAACGGCUGAUCAUUUUCAUGAGAAAGACGUCGUUAAAUCGAAAAAAAGUGUUUUUGAUAUAGAAUCAAAAUAGAUUGUUACUUAUAUAGGAAUUAAAAAUAAGUUUGUAAAUACGACAAUUUGUCACGUUAUAAAAUAUUUACGACUCGA
Messenger RNA from Dalotia coriaria, 2764 nucleotides. RefSeq names its product probable RNA-binding protein 19. The record is from RefSeq and is a predicted model, not a curated record. Lineage: Eukaryota; Metazoa; Arthropoda; Insecta; Coleoptera; Staphylinidae. Gene Ontology annotation, molecular function: mRNA binding. Gene Ontology annotation, cellular component: cytoplasm; nucleus; ribonucleoprotein complex.